AUGCCGCCAAAGGUGUCGUCGCCCGAGUUGCACGAGCCGUACGAGAAUUAUCUCUGCUACGGGACUGGGAUAAAAAAAUCCGACGACGAUCCGAACGAAUCUGACUCGGACUCCAAUGUCGACGAGACGGACGAUGAAUUCCGUCCGGACUUUAAUGAUCGUUGGGGUGCCAUGGCAGGUAAAUUGGAGGUGAAUCAACUAUGGCGUGAUGUCCACGCAGCCUUCAUGACACAAAAUUCAAUGCUGGAUGCAAUGCACUUUCAUGAUGCACUCUUUGUAAAUGUCACACCCAAUGUGAUCCUCCCCCACUCGGCCUCACGUCUACUGCAGAUGUGGGUCGAGAUUGUCGCUAUGUACCGCAAUGCCGUGGCACAGGCGAAGGAAGCAGCGACACAAAACAAAAACACACACUCAUUUUUUGACUUUUGUGCCGGUAGACUGGACCUCCUGUAUCUGCAUAUGGCUAUGCUGCUCGAGCCCAAGCUGUACAAGUUCAUCUUAUCGGACAAAAUUCCGAUCUCGGAACCUUUCGGAAAAAGAAAGACCAAGACACCAGUAACUACAGCACUCGCUACUAAGAAUGGCAAACCAGAAGAAGCUAUCAAGGACCUAGCACAUUCAGCAGAAAAACCACUGCCUGGAAAGGUAAAUGUGAAGUCUGUGCCUACUUGCGCGUCUACUCAUGCUGCUACUGCUACAAUUACUCCUGUUAUUGCUGCUACUAUUUCUACUGCUCCCAGCAAUGCAGUUGCUGCAGCAGCAACAGCAGCCACUCACUCGAAAUCAUCUAGAGUACCAACACAAAAUCCGGAGAUGGAAGAAGUUCAGACAGUCGCAGGCUCCAAUGCUCCAGCAGUUGCCGCAAAGCUGCCGCAGCUGGCUAUAGCCAAAGCUAGCACGACAGGAAUGAAAGCAAAGCAGACAAAACAAUUUGUACUUCCUCAUACGCCGGCUGCCCCAACAAAACCUCAGCAAACAAUUGGCCAAGGGAAGGCACGAAACGGUGCAGGGGUUGCAGAAUUGGCGAAAGAUGCGAAGGCAAAGGUUUCGCCGUCAAGGCCGAAACCGACGGCGUCUCAGCCAAAAGCUGUAGCUGCUAACAAGCCUUCCCAAAACAAGUCUUCUGUCGGUGACAAACCCGCGGAUGGAAAGAUGUCGUCACUCGGAAAACGGCCACGUGAAGUAGAAAACACAGCAAUUGUUGAGGUUCCAAGCGUGAGCGACAUUGUACCGCACUCGGGCAAGCGGGUGCACACGACAACAACGAUCUCGACAGCUCUUGCUCCGCGACCAACGGACGUGAUGUUGCCUCCCGAUGAGUGGGACAUCCUCGAGAGUCGUCUACGAAAAGUGAACGAAAACAUCGAUCGGUGUCAUCGUGGGCUAGCAAGUGUUGAGAUGACCGUCAGUGAAAAUUACAAGCAGUCUUUGGAAGCUGAUCUGCGGUUUUAUUCCGCCAUCAAGCAGCGGCUACAGGAGCAGCUACUUGUGGUGAUGCAAAGUGGUUAUUAG
Molecule: messenger RNA, 1512 nt
Organism: Peronospora farinosa
Lineage: Eukaryota; Oomycota; Peronosporomycetes; Peronosporales; Peronosporaceae
Source: the annotation of a GenBank genome assembly